AUGUCUCUCAUUCAGGGCUAUUCGUCCGACGAGGACGACGCUAAACUCCAAGGAAACGAUGUGUUUGGACUCUCCGCUGUCCCAUCGACGAAGAAAGUGCGUUUGGACGAACCUGUUCAACCCAAAAUCACUGCCAACGCUGCCCCAGAUGUCCUCGCCGAGGAUCCUUUGAACCAAACAUCUCUCGUUACACGACCUACGGACACUCAAAUGAAUGUCAAUAUCCCCUACAAUGACAUGAUGUUACCACUUCAGGGCCCAGAAAACCCCUUCGGCGACCGCAAUCGAUUCUUGAACCAAAAUGCGUUGGCUGGGCAUGUCGAAGAACAGUCCAUGACAGAGCACGCCUUUCGGGCGCAGCACCUAACGCAUUCCAUUCUCGGCUAUUCCUCAAAUCCUUCAAUGGAUCCUAACGCCCCCACGAUACUAGGCUCAGUGGAUAGCGCACAGCAGAAUGGCUUUGCAACAAUUGACACGUUACGAGCUUCCAGGACACAAAAGAAGGAGCUCAAGCGAAAACGGAAAAACAAGGGCGAUUUAGACGUCGUUGAUGGAGAGGGAUCGUACGUCGGUCCAUGGGCGGCAUGGGAAGGCGACGAACCCCAGAGAGACUUCUUGGCGGGUGUUACUGCGGAAGAUGAGGAAGACGAAGACGAGGAAGACGAACCAGAGCAGGCGGUCGUCCUCAAAAAGGCGAAACCAAAGCGGGGUGCCCCUGGUCAAGAGCAUUCGGUGUUCCAUGGGAAGUCUAUGACCGACUAUCAGGGGAGAACGUACAUGUCCCCACCUGUUGCGGAGGCCCCCAGUAUCCUUCGAGAGGCUGGAUCGCAAGAUUGCUUCAUCCCCAAAGUUUGUAUACACACAUGGACAGGGCACACCCAAGGUGUCUCCGUCAUUCGUCUAUUCCCCGAGUCUGGCCAUCUCCUUCUCAGUGGUUCGAUGGACACAAAGAUCAAGUUGUGGGAUGUGUAUACGCAUGGGAACUGCUUGCGCACUUUCCAUGGCCAUGUCAAAGCCGUGAAGGAUGUUUCAUUCUCCAACGACGGUCGCAAAUUCCUCUCGUGCGGUUAUGAUAGGCAGAUGAAGCUCUGGGACACGGAAACGGGGCAGUGCCUUCAGCGGUUUAGCAACGGCAAAAUCCCGUAUGUCAUCCGUUUCCACCCAGACGAGGACAAGCAGAACAUCUUCCUUGCUGGCAUGUCGGAUAAGAAAAUUAUACAGUACGAUAUGAAUUCGGGCGAGAUUACCCAGGAGUAUGAUCAACAUCUGGGUCCUGUGAACACCAUUACCUUUGUAGAUGAGAACCGCCGAUUUGUUACCACCUCUGAUGACAAGACGAUCCGUGCAUGGGACUUCGACAUCCCAGUGGUCAUCAAAUAUAUCGCUGAGCCGCACAUGCACUCGAUGCCAGCUGUAACCCUACAUCCAUCUAAGAAAUAUUUUGCCGCACAAUCGCUUGACAAUCAAAUCCUCAUUUACAGUGCCGACAACUUCCGUCAGAACCGCAAAAAGAGAUUUGCAGGACAUUCGGUAGCAGGCUAUGCAUGCCAGGUUGGAUUUUCGCCAGACGGAAAAUGGAUAAGUAGCGGGGAUGGUGAAGGGAAUGUUGUAUUCUGGGAUUGGAAAACGGGGCGAAUAAAGUCGAGGUUGAAGGCCCAUUCGAAAGUCGUUAUCGCACACGAAUGGCUGCCACACGAAACGUCGAAAGUUGUAACAGCUUCCUGGGAUGGUCUUAUCAAGUUAUGGGAUUGA
Molecule: messenger RNA, 1752 nt
Organism: Pleurotus ostreatus (oyster mushroom)
Lineage: Eukaryota; Fungi; Basidiomycota; Agaricomycetes; Agaricales; Pleurotaceae
Exons: 7
Coding region: 1-1752 (583 amino acids)
Biological process (GO): mRNA splicing, via spliceosome
Cellular component (GO): catalytic step 2 spliceosome
Molecular function (GO): protein binding; mRNA binding
Source: RefSeq, a predicted model, not a curated record